Selaginella moellendorffii is the source of this 2122-nucleotide messenger RNA. RefSeq names its product pentatricopeptide repeat-containing protein At4g02750. Lineage: Eukaryota; Viridiplantae; Streptophyta; Lycopodiopsida; Selaginellales; Selaginellaceae. Gene Ontology annotation, molecular function: RNA binding; protein binding. The coding region runs from base 16 to 1188 and encodes 390 amino acids. Gene Ontology annotation, biological process: RNA modification. The transcript is spliced from 2 exons. The record is from RefSeq and is a predicted model, not a curated record.
UGAGUGGAUCGCAGCAUGGGGCCGACCAGCUUGGAUCAAGCGAUCACACUCCAGCAGCGAUCCCCGACAAGCCUGUGGCUCCAGCAGAUUCAAGCGGCAGCCAAGCGCCUGAAAUCAUGCCGGAGCUUGUCCGAGUGCCGCCAACUCAGAGCCGAGAUCGAGCGAACUCACCUGGCACGGAAUCGCUACCUCACCAACGUCCUCGUCGAGACGCUGGGAAAGUUUGGGCAGCUAGAGGAGGUGUCCCAGGCCUUCGCGCGCAUCCGGCAGCCAAACGUCUUCUCCUGGAACAUCAUGGUGGCGGCGUACGCGCAGAACGGCCGCCUGGAAGAAUCGAGGGACAUGUUUGAAGAAAAGAUGGCGGAGCGAGACGUGGUGUCCUGGACGACGAUGGUGGCCGCUUAUGCGCAGAGCAGGCAGCUGGAAGAAGCCCAGGGCCUGUUCGAUCGGAUGCCCGAGAGGAACGAGGUGUCAUGGAACACGAUGAUCUCGGCCUAUGCCCAGUCCGGCUAUCUGGGCGAGGCUGAAAAGCUCUUCCGGCGAAUGCCCGCCCCGGACGUGGUGUCACGGACGCUAAUGGUGGUGGCUUAUGCCCAGGCCGGGCAUCUCCUUGAGGCGAGGUGGGCUUUCGAGAGCAUGCCCGAGAGGGAUAUCGUAGCGUGGACCGCGAUGCUCGUCGCGUAUGCCCAGGCAGGGGAAGUGGCCGCGGCGGAGCUCCUCUUCCACACCAUGCCGGACAGGAACCUCGUGUCCUGGAACGCGAUGCUCCAGGCGCGAGCUCGCGGCGGCGCGCUAGAGCUCGCCCAGCGGAUGAACGUGGAGGGCGUGAGGCCGGACGAGAUCACUUUCAUGAUCGUUCUCCACGCUUGCAGCCAUCUCGGCCUCGUGGAGGAGAGCUUGCGGCAGUUUGCGUCCAUGGUGGUGGAUCACGCCGAGGCUCCGCGCGUGGAGCACCGGGCGUGCGUGGUGGAUGUGCUGGGGCGGGUAGGGGAGCUCGACGGCGCGGAGGAUGUGGUGGGGAGCUUGCCCGCCUCGUCGGGAGCUCUGGCGUGGACGACGCUCACGGGUGCUGCCAAGAUGCAUGGAGCCGUGGGUCAUGGCGUGAGAGGUGCCAAUGCGGUGUUUAGGAUGGAUCCAAGCGACUCGGCACCGUAUGUUCUCUUGCAAUUGCAUCUCUGCAAGAAGUAAAUAAGCGCGCUGCUAAAUCUUAGCUCACUGGAUUCAUUUCCCAGUUGUAGAUCAAGGAAUGAAAGUGAUCUUUCCAGAGAAACAAAAAUCGUCAAGAAGCACUAUGUGUUCUACUUGACAAUACAGGGAGAUCUUUUUGUUCUACGUUGCAUGCUUUGACAAGAGUUUUCUCUUAUCUGCUUAGGUGACAUGUCUAUUACACUACAUUGUCUUAAGUUCAAAGUUGAUGUGCUAGUACAAUUUGACUCAAACUCUCGGUGGAGUGUUUAAAACCCGAACCAAUCGAACUUAUGUCACUCACAUCUAUGGAGCGAGCGCUAGUUUUGGCCGUAGCAAUUCUUCUCCUUGCGCAGCUUGCUGCUUGCCAAGGGCCCCGGGGAACUCUGGGUGUCUACCAAGCAAGCAACUCAUCGACUUACACACCUUGUCCUCGAAGUGGAUGGAGCCGAGGCCAGGCUCUAGCAAAUAGCCAGGCGAUUUUCAAUGGCCCCUCCAGCGCGUGCUUGAGGAGCUACAAUCUCACCAGUGACUAUAACCGUGGUUUUGGAGUGAGAGCGGUGGUCAGAGUGGUCGGGACAUGCUCGGCAUGCUAUACUUUUCACAGCACCCAGUCGACUUUCACGUCCAUCGCGCAGCCAGGCGCUCAAAUCCCUCUGUCUAUAGAGUACAUCCCGUCCUGAGAAUUGUGCGAGAGCAAAUAAAAGUACCUUGUGUAUAGGCUGCGAGCUUCUUAACGAUUUUAACAAUAAAACUGGAAACGUAGCUGCAAACAGUGCUCUUACGUAUUCAAAGAGUGAUGAGUAUAGAGGUGUUAAACGUUGUCCGGAUUUUAAGAAGACUGGAAACAGGCGCUUGGCUAGUGCUUGAGAUGUUUGAAAUCCAGCGGAUGCUUACCAGUUGAUUUUGUAGACUUUCCUUUCAAAACCUUUUUUUC